Molecule: messenger RNA, 529 nt
Organism: Drosophila melanogaster (fruit fly)
Lineage: Eukaryota; Metazoa; Arthropoda; Insecta; Diptera; Drosophilidae
Exons: 1
Coding region: 91-435 (114 amino acids)
Biological process (GO): mitochondrion organization
Source: RefSeq, marked reviewed
UCGAAAUUCUAAUCUACCUUUUAAAAGUAAGUCUAAUUCUGCUCGGCUUAAAAUAUACAUAAAUUUAAAGCCUGGAAAAGGGGAGAAAAGAUGCCACGCAAACAGAGAAGUGCUUCGGUCAAAGCAGGCUCUACAAACUAUAUGCCUGCGGUGGUGCCCACCGUCACGAAUUCCGAAAUGGUCUUCAAGGAAGCGGCUGCCCACGCAGUGGGCGUGGCAGCAGGAUCAGUCGUGGGUCAUGCCAUCGGAUCAGGAAUAACGGGGCUAUUCAGGCGGCGUGACCAGCAGCCGCACCACAGCGAUUUAGUCGAAGAAGGUCCUUGCGCCAAGGAAAUGAAGGAGUUCUUGAAGUGCACCGAGGACAAUGACGAUCUCAGUGUGUGCAAGGAGUUCAACGAUGCUGUGCGACGAUGCCACCGCCAGUACAAUAUUUAGGAAGCUAGAAAGGGGAAGGGAUUUUAAUUUGUCAAAUUAUAAGACGUUAAUGCGCAGCCUUACAAGUAACUCGCAAUAAAAUUUUAGUUACUAG